CAGCCGUUCAUAGGUACAGGCCGAGCCCGCUCCGCCCUCUUGUCGCUUUUCCCCCUCGCUCGCUCCCAUCAUUGAAGCACUUAUAUUUCGCUGCUUCGGCCGCUCUCCGCAUUGCCGCAGACCAGCCUCGCCGCGCGGGAGGCGGAGCGUCCUGGUGCCCGAGAAGAAGCGGCGCGCUUUUCUGGGCGCGAGGGAAAGCGGCGGGCCCGGAUUUUGCUGCAGAGAGAUUGCGGCGGAGCGUCGAGCUGCGGGCAGGAGGACUUCAGGGGAGCCAUGGACAAAAUGAACAGCAUUCUGCUUACAAUAUUCAUUAUUGUAACUGUGUCCUGCAGUUCCGGCUAUGCACUCCGAUGUUACACUUGCGAACAAAGCCCCUUCCUGUGUAGGACAAACCUUACCUGUAGCUACGAAGAAGAUGCUUGCUUGCAAAUUAGGUUUGUGCAUUUAAGAACCUAUAGCUGCUGGAAAAUGUCACAGUGUACCACAGAACAAGUUGCCAAUUACUUUAACGCUGACAGUUUUAGGUUCCUUUGCUGCCAAAGAGAUCUCUGCAACAAAAGUUUAAACACCAUGGUCAGUACGGUUCCUCUAGCCAUUUCUGCAAUGACUGUGAUUUGGAUGAUGUUCCUGUGAUAUGGAGCUUUUAAAAAUGUGUUGUCUAUACACACCACACUUUCCCAUCCUUUUUUUUAGUUGAUAUGUCUGCAGCAUUUGGAGAAGGGGUGCAUUGUCUUAAGUAUUCAGAUACACAAAAGAGAAGGAGCUGCCAGGACAGGUUAAAAUCCCCUUUUCAGAUAACUUGGAAAACAGGAAAACUCUCCUGAAUGAGAGAAACCCAUUCUGUAAUAAAAUGUUCUCAGCCAGU
Molecule: messenger RNA, 865 nt
Organism: Podarcis raffonei (Aeolian wall lizard)
Lineage: Eukaryota; Metazoa; Chordata; Lepidosauria; Squamata; Lacertidae
Product: CD59 glycoprotein-like
Exons: 4
Coding region: 274-633 (119 amino acids)
Source: RefSeq, a predicted model, not a curated record